AUGAUUGAGGCCAAUUCCACAAUAAAAAAAAUUCAGUGCGUUGGUAUUUUUCCCAUCUUAUUAUUCUCUGUAUUGUUUUUCCGUCCUUCUUUUUUAUACCGGUAUUAUUAUUGUCAUUUUGUUCUUUUUUUGUCGGUGCCGGAGGGCGCUUCUUCUUUUUUUUUCUUUUGGAAGGAGAGGCGAUUUCUAUUGUUUGGGGCAGAGGGCGGUCGCGGGGAGGAGGGAAAAACCACCGCUUUUGCCCCGUCGAUGUCGCGUGCGGUGAAACGCGAGCCGCAAAAAAAGUUGGCAAGCGGCACCAGUGGCCCACGUUCUUUGGAGACCACCAGAGCCACGCAAGUGGACCGUACGCGGUCACUGCCAUCUCAGCCGAAGAAGGAGAAAGUGGCAUUCAAAAAAUCCCUAAGGGGGUCUAGCAAUGUUUCUCGUGGCGCGAAACACACACAUUCUUUUUACGGACCAUUUCCACCGUUGCUUCGCAUGCCCCCAGUGAGGGAAAUGUAUUUGGCUGUGCUUGCUGAGGCCACAAGGAAAAUCGCGGGGGAUUUUUCUCCUAGAAACGGCCGUAAUAUUUCAGGGGAUGAAAAUGUAGUUGCCGCAAUGUUUUUGCGGCAACUACAGGCUGCCUGUGCGGCGUACACGGGAGGGGCGUCGAGCGAUAUUGGCGCUGCCAAUCCAUCUGGUGAUGGUUCUCAUAAUGGCUCGGAUGCAGCGUACACCCAUGCGGGACUCAUCUUUUACCGUCACCUUUACGAUUUGCACCGAUGGUUAUUUCUUUGUGGCGCCCAUGAAAAUGGUCGUUUCAUAGUUGUCAAGCACGCAUGGCAUGCGCUGUUUUCAAAGAAGCUGCGAUCAUGGCGGAUAUUUAUGAGUAUUUUGGGCUCUGAUAUGAUAGUUACAGAUGAGAAUGCAGCGUCAGGUUUUUUGACAAUGUUGUACAACCUCCUGCGGAAUACGAGUCGCACUCGCCGCAAACGGGUUGUAAAAAUGUGUUGCCAACUUCGAUUUUCACAGCUGUGCAUCUCUAUUCUUGAGGGGUACGAGGACGCAUUUGCAGAGGCGGUGAGAAUGUGCGAUUGUGGCAACGGUAUAAGGACUAGUAGUGGUACGACGUUGCAACGCGAAAGGGGGUUGCAGGAUCCGAACACACAAUUUUUAGGGUGUAACGGCUUAAAUUCCCCGCCGUUCCCCAUAAUGCGCGUUGUGGAGGCGGCGGCAAUGUUAUUAGGGCUCUGCGGUUCUGAAGACGCCAAAGUGCUUCGAGUCGUGCGCCGUAAGAAUGCCUUAUCAUUGUUGCUUCGGAUUACCGAAUUGCUUUUUGCUACGGUGGCGCAUCAGUUGUCCCACAUAAAAGCAAAUAUCAGAACUGACGCUAGGGAGAAUGGCGAGGUUAGCACGGAGACAGCGUGUUCUAGGAACGAAGCUCAGUUACACCAUAACUCCAUUUAUGGGCAUGUUUUAGGCACCUGCGAUGCUCUUCUGCAUUUGAUUGUAGCGCUUCAUCAACUUGCCGCUCUUCCAGUGAUCGCGGAUCUCAUAGGGGCGCGUGGUGUAAGUCUUUGCGUUCAGGCUGGUUGGACGCUGCACAGUUUCCUUUCUAAAACGAUGCAUUUGUCGCGAGCACCCUAUUCCUUGCUACAAAACCAAAUUGAGACACUUGCGGUGUGGUUAAUUGAACUUUUCUCUCGACUCUGCUGUGGUAAAAGAGCCAGUAAACAGUCACUGGAAGCGGCACGGGAGCGAGGGGCUGUUGGUAUGCUAAUUGAGUUCAGCACGCACCCGGCAGGCCGCGCAGAAAUUGGGCUUUUUUCUCUCAAUGCCCUUAAUGUGCUAACAACCAGGGAUAGUGGCUGUCGAGAGCAGCUGUACGGUGACUCAGGAGGUCUUUAUACCUUUAUUCGGCGUAUCGUCGUUGCAGCCGAGUUGGCAGGUCGUUCGCCGGCACACUGGCACAAGUUGUAUUUAUCAUUGUAUGCGUUGAUUGGCGUUGUCACAAUUCCAGGUGAGUGGGCCGCAACUCGGCCCAAUGAGAAUGCAUUUCCUGCCGUCCGUGUUGUGCCCACACAAUCAUUUUUCUCUGCAUCCAUGCCGAAUUUGCCGCCCAACUUGUCUUCGUUCCGAGAGGGAGGAACGACCAUGCCACUUUCAAUGCUUCCGGUUGACUUUCAGCCGGAUGCCUUCUCACCGGAGUUACAUAAAGAGGGGGAUUGGGGGUUCAACGAGGAUAUGUUUGUCUUUUCGGCACCCGAAGAAUUGCCUUGGGCAUUCUCCGAGGAUGGAUUACCACCAUCUUUCGAGACUGUUGGCCCCGUAUUUCCAGGUAUUGACGUGGAACCGAUGGAAUCGAGACGCUACUCUCUCUUGCAUACUCCGGAGGCCCUUCAACCACCCUCAUCCGAGACGCGUGUUCGGGUGCUAAAACACCUUAUCGAACGUUUAUGCACAUCUUUGCAGCGUAUGGAUUGUAUCAUCUAUGAAAGACCUCCACUGGUUUUAAAACCGUCGUCUCAGGCGGUUACAGAUGAGAUGAUGAUGGCGAUACCGUCGACGACGAAAGGGAUGUAUUCAUCAACUGGAGGAAGAGGGGGAGUAGAAGGCAGUCCUACCACCGUUGAGGUUCCAUCUUUGCCAGGAUUAUUGAAGUUUCGGUCGGAUUUUGAAUGUGGUAACUUGCAGCGUGCCGUUGCAAUUGAUAGCAAGGAAUAUGAUCUUGUGCUAAGCCCUGAUACGAACACGAACUGCCAUGUACAGUGGUUCUGUUUUUCUGUGGAAGAUUACACGCCCGGCAUGACAUACCGCUUUAAUAUCCUCAAUAUGGAGAAACCCAGCUCGACCUUCAAUGAGGGUCAACAGCCCCUCAUGUUGUUGGUUGAGAAUGAAUCGUCGGGAACGAAGGCGUCGGGCCUUCCGCGGUGGACGCGCUGCGGACAGGACAUCUUUUAUUAUAGAAACCUGUACCAACGCCCAGAACGUUGCACCACGACCGCCAGUGAAAUGGUGGAAACAAAUGGGAUAGGAACGACUAAAAAUCAUGACUGCAGCGAGCGCACAUCAAACAGCGGGCAACGGGGGUUAAAAAAGAGCAAAAAAGUUUACAAAUCAAAGCCUUCUGGGAGUGAAAAAAGCAAGGGAGUUGCCUUUUGUUACACAUUGAGCU
Messenger RNA from Trypanosoma cruzi, 3157 nucleotides. Its product is annotated as zinc carboxypeptidase, putative. Gene Ontology annotation, biological process: protein side chain deglutamylation. The annotation marks the transcript as partial. Lineage: Eukaryota; Euglenozoa; Kinetoplastea; Trypanosomatida; Trypanosomatidae. The transcript has a single exon. The record is from RefSeq and is a predicted model, not a curated record.